AUGAAGGUCCUCAUCAGCGGCGCCGGCAUCUCAGGCACCGCCCUCGCCUUUUGGCUCUCCAAGCUUCGCUUUGACGUCACCGUCGUCGAGCGCUUCCCGUCGCUGCGCACCAACGGCCUGCAGCUCGACCUGCGCGGCCACGGCAUCGAGGUGCUCCGCCUCAUGGGCCUCGACGCCGCCUUCAAGGCCAAAGCCGCCCCUGAGCAGGGGCUGCAGUUCGUCGACAGCAGCGGCAGGCGUCUUGCGUACCUCGCGGCGAAUACCUCGGGUGAGGGCAAGCAAAACUUUACCAGCGAGUACGAGAUUAUGCGCGGCGAGCUGUGCCGCCUGUUUCACGAUGCGUCGCUCGCGGGCGGCGGCAAGGUCAAGUACUUGUUCGGUACAUCCAUCAAAGACUUGCGAGACUGCAACAGCAACAACGGCGACGAGGGCAUCACUGUGACAUUUUCUGAUGACCAUGUGGAAACGUUUGAUCUUGUGGUGGGCGCAGAUGGUCAAUGGUCGCGCACGCGCCGCAUGAUGCUCAACAGCACCGCGUCGCCCGACCCGCCGCUGCAUUUGCUGCCGGGCAUGUACGCCGGGUACUUUACCACGCCGAUACCGAAGCAGCCCGACGAGGGCUUCGACUCGACCGUCUACCUGGCCUCGCGUCGGCGCAGCGUCAUGACGCGCCGCAGCGACCCGGAUUUCCUGCAGGUGUACAUGGCGUGCUCAGCAGGCGCUGCCGCCACCAUGACUGCACGCCGCGGGGACACAAAGGCGGAAAAGGCAGCUUUUACGGCGAGUUACCGAGGCGCCGGGUGGCGCGUGCCGGAGCUCGUCGACGGUAUGAAUGCGUCAGACGACUUUUACUGCGAGCGCAUUGGGCUCGUGAAGCUGGACGCGUGGAGUCGUGGAAGGGUGGUGCUUGUAGGUGAUGCGGCGUACUGUCCGUCGGUGCUAACGGGCAUGGGGACAACGUGCGGCGUUGUCGGCGCAUAUGUGCUCGCAGGGGAAUUGAGUAGGCUGGACAGCAGCGACGAUGGUUUCGCGCACCCUUCCCUGCAUGAUGCGUUGGAGGCAUAUGAGAACAAUUUUCGGCCGUUUAUGGACCAGGUGCAGAAAGGUGUGGGCGAGGAGACCAUUAUAUCUAGGAUGAUGAUGCCUUCGUCCGAGUUCGGGAUUUCCGUGCUGCAGUUGUGUCUGCGGGUGGUGACGUUUUUGGGUAUUCGCCUGUCGUCGAGUUCUUUUAUGAAGGAAGGCGUCACUUGGGACAUGCCGCAGUACAAAGCGUUAGCCAGUAAAGACUGA
Molecule: messenger RNA, 1290 nt
Organism: Akanthomyces muscarius
Lineage: Eukaryota; Fungi; Ascomycota; Sordariomycetes; Hypocreales; Cordycipitaceae
Exons: 1
Coding region: 1-1290 (429 amino acids)
Molecular function (GO): FAD binding
Source: RefSeq, a predicted model, not a curated record